This is a messenger RNA of Conger conger (European conger), 1752 nucleotides long. It is a transcript of the gene klhdc3l, whose product is annotated as leucine-zipper-like transcriptional regulator 1 homolog. Bases 117 to 1376 code for a protein of 419 amino acids. Lineage: Eukaryota; Metazoa; Chordata; Actinopteri; Anguilliformes; Congridae. Gene Ontology annotation, cellular component: Golgi apparatus. The transcript is spliced from 8 exons. The record is from RefSeq and is a predicted model, not a curated record. Gene Ontology annotation, molecular function: protein binding.
CAGAGCGUAACGGGGAGCGGAGCAGGGGUGCCCCUCCCUCAGCAUUGAGUACAACGCGAGGAAGCGGAACAGUGUGAAGUUAUCACUCAUCAUGGGCAGUUUGGUGUGACUCGGGUAUGAGUUUGAAGCGUGGGCCCUGCCUUUGGACCCCGAUCCCUCAGAGUGGCCCCGUGCCCUGCGACCGCUACAAGCACAGCUGCUGCGCUCACGGGGACAGCGUCUACCUGCUGGGGGGCCGGGGGAAGAGUCUGCUCAGCGACUUCUGGAGGUACAACGUCGUGCGUAAUGAGUGGACAGAGCUGGACUGCAGCUGUGAAAAUGCCCCUGAGGAAACAGAAGAGCACUCCAUGGUGAACUAUCAGGGGCUGCUGUUCAUCUUCGGAGGAAUGAUAGAUUCGGGGUACUCUGGCAACAAGACCCCCCUCUGGGUGUACGAUACAGAUAAGGAAGAGUGGCUGUGUUGGCAGGGGAAGAACACUCAGAAGCUGGCGCCGGUCAACAGGAAAGGACACAGUGCGGUUGUGUUUGAGUCUUCCAUGUACAUAUACGGCGGCUACAUUGACAUGAAAGGCCCGUCUCAGGAGUUCUGGAGGUUAGAUUUUGACACUGAGGCGUGGUCAGACCUGACCCCGGAUGAGGCGGGCCCCGGGCCCCGGCACGGACACUCUGCGGCGACGCACCAGGACUGCAUGUACCUGUUCGGGGGCCUGACAGGCCUUCGGGAGCAGAGCGACUUGUGGAGGUGGAGCUUCUCCACUCACUCCUGGAGCUCCAUCCGGUCCCUCUCCGGACCCUCCAAGCUGGUGGGCCACUCUGCCGUGGUGUACCAGGACAACAUGCUGCUGUUUGGGGGUGGCGCGGCCCAGAGCCCCUCCAGGAACGGCCUGUGGAGGUUCAGCUUCCCCACCCAGGUGUGGGAGCGGCUGGCCGCCAUUACCGCCAGCUCGCCGCCCUGCAAGAUGCACCACUGCAUCGCCGGACUGGGCCCCAGCUACCGGCCCCAGCCCCAGAGCAGCCACACGCCCCCAGGGGAGGGCCCUCUGGGCCGGCCCAGGCCCGCGGGCGCCAAGCUCCGGCCCUUUAAGAACAGGUGUUUCCCCACGGAGGGCAGCAUCGAGCUGGAGACCUUCUGCGUGGAGAACCGGCACGGCGCCCCUCCACACGCAGACACCCGCAUCCACCCGGCAUCUCUGAAAGGGAGCUGCCUCACUUUUGAGAACCAGGAAGCAUUCGGCAAAGGGUGCGACUGUGAGGACGGCUCCAGUGCCGAGGACGUGACCUUUCACCUGCCGGACCUGCUGCUGGUCUUGGGAGGCAGACCCAUGGGUGCCAACCCCGGAAUUUCCAUGUGGCAGCUGACACUGAGUGACCUUUGACCUCCGACCUCAGCUAGCUGCCUUCCGUUACCGGGGUCGGGGAUUUCCUAAUGGACACUGCAGAGAGAGGAAAAGUGUGGCUGUAGACUGUUAUGGAGGGAGCAGUGGUGUUUUAAUUACACACUUUUGACUUCUUCACGCUUUCCUUUGGGAUCCAACGUGAGAGACAUUCUUCAGAUUAAAAGUGUUUGCAAUUCACUGCUGCUCAUUUCAAGAUUCAGAUUUUCUCAUUGUUUUUACUAAUUCGUUUUGUAUCUGUUUUAAAGCGAAUAAGCAAUAUUACAGAGGAGCUUUGGAGAAAAAUGGAUGGCAAAAAAAUGAAUGUUAUAUUAGCUAGAUAUAUUUUUUAAUAAAUAAUUGUAAAGGGUUUUUAUGA